AUGACAUCGAAUAAACGAAAAAACGGAGACGCUUUUUCCCAUAGGAGCAAUGGCCCAUCUGUUGUUGUGGUUACAGGGUUGAAAAAUGAGGAUGAAAGCUUUAUUGAGCAGGGUUUGCAUAAACUUCAUCAGCAUCUGUCAUCUGAAGACUUCUUGUUGAAUGCGAUCGAAAGUAUUGAUCAAGGAGUAAACAGGCGACGCGGAGAGCUACAGGAGAAAUCAUAUAAAAUCAAGUUUGGUCUUGAACAUCAACUUGGGCAAGAAUUAGAUGCUUGUAGGCAUGAGUCUCGCGAAUUGGUUGACUUGGAAGGGCAAAUCGCAAGAGUGAAAGAAGCACAAAAAUUGUUGGUCCAAAAAAUGGAGAGUCUGGACAAGAUUCAACAUGGGUUACAGAGUACUAUUUCAAAGUAUCAAGAAGAGGCUUCUCAUGAGAUUGAUUCCAUUGAUCAAGUCGAAGAAGAACAGAAACGUUUGGUUCCUCGCCUGAAGACUCAAAUUUCACUGUAUGCUUCAACAACCGGCAUCAAGUGGAACUUUGCCCAAGACGAAAUGUUGUCAGGACAGGUGUGUAUAUCAAAGACGACAGCAUUACAAUCAUUCUGCGUCGACCCCAGAGACUACUCGUCUGUCGAAACGGCAAAUCGGCUCUGGAAAAUGAUUGACGUUGGAGCAUGA
This is a messenger RNA of Cylindrotheca closterium, 675 nucleotides long. The record is from the annotation of a GenBank genome assembly. NCBI's taxonomy places the organism in Eukaryota, Bacillariophyta, Bacillariophyceae, Bacillariales, Bacillariaceae.